Messenger RNA from Poecilia reticulata (guppy), 3043 nucleotides. It is a transcript of the gene ankrd29, whose product is annotated as ankyrin repeat domain 29. The record is from RefSeq and is a predicted model, not a curated record. NCBI's taxonomy places the organism in Eukaryota, Metazoa, Chordata, Actinopteri, Cyprinodontiformes, Poeciliidae. Gene Ontology annotation, molecular function: protein binding.
GUGGCGGUGUUUCCUCCUUGCGGGGUCCACUGCAGAGGCUGAGCUCUGCCGACUCGCUCCCGCUGUUAUUAUGAUGUCCGCGACGGGGCAACACCCAAGCACGGUGCGGCAAAACAGGCAAAUUACGCGCAGCAUCGCGUCUAAUGAGUGAGUGCGCAUCACGGGAGCGCCAUGAGUCACGACUGAGGUCUGCAAGGAUGUCUUUCAAGGUAAAACGCAGCUUUCUCCAUCCAUCUUUGCCCGGGCAGCCUGCCUGAAACGGCCUGUAUCGUCACGGGACACACGGCAGCAGCAGCUGCUGGUCAAAAGCAGACUGCUGUAUAGUCAGGAUUUGUUUAAUGACGUGAUGUGUUUAAGUAUAAAGGAAAUAGAGGUUACAUUAUACUGACUCCCAACAGUGUAGCACAUGUCUGGGCACAAUAGCUGCAUUAAAUGGCUCACGAGUCUUUGACAAAUACAUCUUGGGUGUUUAUGAACAAUCCUGACUGUUCGGAGAAUACCGGUGGAGAAACAAAACUUCUAAGUUAUUUCUCGUUUUAUCAAUUGUACUUUUGUUGGUUUCCUAUGGGACAGACGUUAUUCGUCUCUUUAAGUGGUGGCAAUCAAUGGUUCUUCACUGAGCUGAACCGGGAUGCAUCUCUCAGGGUCUGCGCGAUGUUUAGAGUUGUUCCCGUUUGUAAAGAUACAGUACAUCUCCUGCUUUGUUUGUUCGUCCUUUUUUAGUUUUUUGAUAAAAAUGGAAAAAAAAAUUCUCCAUUUCCCCUUGUUGUUUAAACACACACUGCACAAAUUUGUGUUAUGGUCAAGGACAAGGACUGGACAGAAAAUAACCAAAAGCUGUCCAUAUAUAACAGUUGAAGGACAUUCAGAAACCUGACUAGCACUACUUCAACAUAGUAAAAAGCAACUGUCCAAGAAAUUACUCAAAAAAUAUCUGGUUAAAAGGCCAGUCAAGUGUUGAAUAAUGAUCAGAAUAUUUAAAAAUGACGUAAUCAAUUAGGCAAAAAUGCAAAGUUAUGUCCAAAUUCUGGUAUUUUAAUGACUAAAAGAAAUUAAUGCAAAUAAAAGAUUGAGAGGUAGAAAAACAAAACUUUAGCGCAAACAAGAAGUUGUGCUUUAACUCUAGGUGUGUUUGCAUCUCAUGGAUUUUUUUUAUUUUUUUAAUUCUAGUGAAGUUUCUCACUUUAGGUAGAGUGAGCAGAAGUUCUUCUCAAGAGCAAUACUUUAUAAAAAAAAUAUAUUACUCAAGGAAAAGUAAAAAGGACAGCCUAGUGAAACUACUUCUAUGGGGUUCUAUUUGUGCCAAAAAAUAUGCUCAUUUGCUUAACAUAUUUUUGGAACAAAUUGAACUCCAUAAAAAAGUACUCCCCCCCCCAAAAAAAAGUAAAAGUAACUGAAUUUUAGGUUGAAGAGUUAGGCUUACCCAAAAAAACAAAAGUUUGGGGUUGCCUAGAGACCACUGAUCUGUCUUUAUGGGUUCUAACCUCUCAGUCACACACAGACACAGCGACCUGUGUGUGUAGCAUCUACUCUUAGUGGUGACACCGAGUCGCACACCACGGCGGUCCCUGUCUGCUGUCAGAGUGUGUAAUGCUAUAAUGGUGGUUUCAGUGUGAGCGGUUGUUGUGUGCAUUUACCCCCGCAGAAGGAAACACCCCUAGCUAACGCCGGCUUCUGGGCGGCCAGGAAGGGAAACCUGGCUCUGCUUCAGCUGCUGCUCAACAGCGGGCGAGUGGACGCCGACUGCAGAGACAGUGUACGGAUCCUGCAUGCCCCCCGGCCGUUCAGCCGCAGGCUUUAACCGUAAACCGCCAGAGAUGCAGAGAGCAUCGAGCGCUACCUCUGUGAAGCAUGUGCUUGUGUUUUAUGGAACGACUGCGCUGAUGGUGGCGUCGUACAGCGGCCAUUUUGAGUGCGUCAAAGAGCUAAUUAUGCAAGGAGCAGACAUUAAUUACCAGAGAGAGACAGGUUCGACGGCCUUGUUCUUCGCCUCGCAGCAGGGACACCAUGACAUCGUGAAGCUGCUGUUUGAGUUCGGCGCCUCCACCGAACUACGGACAAAGGAUGGCGGCACAGCUCUCACCGUUGCCUCGCAGUACGGACACUCGACAGUGGUGGACGUCCUGUUGAAGAACGGAGCCAACGUUCACGAGAGGCUAAACGAUGGAGCUACACCGUUAUUCCUCGCUGCGCAGGGGGGUCAUGUGACUGUGAUUCGUCAGCUGCUGGCUUCUGGCGCCAGGGUGAACCAAGCAAGGGAGGAUGGCACUGUACCCUUGUGGAUGGCAGCUCAGAUGGGACACAGUGAGGUGGUGAAGGUCCUUCUGCUACGCGGAGCAGAUCGGGAUGCUGACAGAUUAGAUGGAUCGACAGCGUUAUUCAAAGCAGCGCUGAAAGGACACAACGGCGUCGUCGAGGAGCUGCUGAAAUUUUCUCCUGCGCUCGGCCUUCUCAAGAAUGGCUCCACCGCCCUUCACGCUGCCGUCAUGGGUGGGAAUAUUCGGACUGUACUUCUGCUGCUCGGAGCCAACGCCAAUCCCGCUUUACCCAAUGAGCAUAACGAACUCCCCGCCGAUCUCACAAAGAGCGAUCGCAUCCUGAGGGUUUUACGGCAGAAAGCUGUGAACGGAGACAGUUGAUGAAAGCCCGGACUCUCCUCCUUCACGCCGGACUCUCGCAUGACGACGCGUCGUGAGGGGGUGGGAAGAACCACGUCAACGGUGUCGAAUCUGCUCAACGGCGACAUGUACUGUACACGGUGCUUGGUUAACAAUAGUGGCUGAAACAAAGCUGUGAAAAGCUGAACAAACUUGAACUGAAUGUAAGAUAACACAGACAUCUAUUAGCCUUCUCUAUGCUGUUUUUUUCCUCAGCACACAUUUAUUUGUUUACCUCUGAUGAUAGAGGAAUUAUGGAUAUUUUGCACACUAUUUAUUGGCCUUUUCAAUAAAUGUUAUAAAUGCACUAUCAGUCUCUGGCAUCUGGUUCUAAGAUGGCAGGCCUUGUAACAGGACACAACAAUAAACAAUAACAUGUCGUAACA